Molecule: messenger RNA, 180 nt
Organism: Lethenteron reissneri (Far Eastern brook lamprey)
Lineage: Eukaryota; Metazoa; Chordata; Hyperoartia; Petromyzontiformes; Petromyzontidae
Product: collectin-11-like
Source: RefSeq, a predicted model, not a curated record
ACAGGUGAGUCAGGUGAUACAGGUGAGUUAGGUGAGUCAGGUGAGUCAGGUGAUACAACAGGUGAGUCAGGUGAGUCAGGUGAUACAGGUGAUACAGGUGAGUCAGGUGAGUCAGGUGAUACAGGUGAGUCAUUAGGUGAGUCAGGUGAGUUAGGUGAUACAGGUGAGUCAGGUGAGUUA